AUGCCAAGUUAUGGUCAACUUUUUAUUGUGGAUAAUAAUGAAGCAACAGAAUGUCGAUUACAUCGAAAUUCGAAUCUUGAUAAAGAAAUUUUACAUUUAAUAGAUAAUAUAAUGCGUACGAAUAAUGUUUUUGCACAAUCUUACCGAAUGAUGCAUAAAGAAAUUGAACAAAUCACUGAAAAUAAUAGUAUACGUGAAUUACAAUUGAGAUUUUUGACAAAAAAAGGCAUUGAUCGUGGCCGAUACAAUGUGCAAAGAGUAAAUGAAGUUGCAGCUGUUUUUUCUACUACAGCAGAUGGUGAAAUUCCGGAAACUUAUGUAACAAUAUAUAAUAAAAAUGAGAAAACGUUACAACAAGUCAGUACAAUGAAUCCAAAUGUAGAACCAUGGAUUUAUCCAUUAUUCUAUCCAUAUGGUAAUCAAGGAUGGCAUGAUAAUUUACAACGUAAGAAUUGUAAUAAACGAAAUCAAAAACAAUUACGAGCUGAGACUUAUCAAGGAUUAAUUGAUUAUUUAGCAAACACCGCCAAUAAUAACAAUGCUCAUAUUGGAAAAAUGAUUAUACUUCCAUCGACAUUUGUGGGUUCACCGCGUAAUAUGUUGCAACAUUAUCAAGAUGCAAUGGCUAUUGUUCGGAAAAAUGGAAAACCAGAUAUCUUUGUUACUAUGACUUGUAAUCCAAAUUGGCGCGAAAUUAAAGAAAAUUUACUUCCAAAUCAACAACCUGCAGAUAGGCCAGAUAUAUGUGCUCGGACAAAAAUUUUUGGUGAAGUUUUAGCAUAUGUUUACGUAAUAGAAUUUCAAAAACGUGGAUUACCACAUAUACAUUUAUUGAUUACAUUAAAACAGAAUUGUAAGAUAUCAAAUUCUGAAAUAGUUGAUAAAUUUAUUUCUGCAGAAAUUCCUGAUCCUAAUGAAAAUGAAAGUUUACAUAAUGUUGUAAUGAAACAUAUGAUUCAUGGACCAUGUGGAAAUUGGUGUUUGAUAAAUGAUAAAUGUUCAAAACAUUUUCCAAAACCAUUUCGACCUGAGACGACUAUGGAUGAAGAUGAUUACCCGCACUAUCGUCGAAGAAAUAAUGGAUUGCUGUACGAAAGACCUGGACGAUACGUUGUUGAUAAUCGAUAUGUUGUUUCAUUUAAUCCAACUCUUUUACUUUUAUUCAAUAGUCAUAUUAAUGUUGAAAUAGUUUCGAGAGCUACAAGUUUUCAAGAAUUAAGAACAGUUAAUAACGAAACACAUCAAACUUUUACUGCCGCAUGUUUAGCAUUAGAACUCAUAGAAGAUGAUGAGGAAUGGUAUCGUGCAAUGAAUGAAGCGAAAAUUUGGAUGAUGCCAAGACGACUUCGUAAUUUAUUUGUACGAAUUUUGAUUCAUUGCCAACCAGUUCAUCCAAAGAAAUUAUGGGAUAAGUUUAAAAUAGAUAUGUCGGAAGAUUAUGCAAGAAGAUUUGGACCUAUAAUAGGAAUAAAGAAAGUUUAUAAUUAUAUUACUAAUGUGCUUCAAAUGGAAGGUUCGAAUAUUGCUAAUUUUCCUGAAUUAGAACAAGAAAUUAUUGAACAAGAAAUAAAUAAUGAAGAACAAAUUGAGGAAGAUACAUCGAUAG
Molecule: messenger RNA, 1606 nt
Organism: Nylanderia fulva
Lineage: Eukaryota; Metazoa; Arthropoda; Insecta; Hymenoptera; Formicidae
Source: RefSeq, a predicted model, not a curated record